Messenger RNA from Chlorella variabilis, 1247 nucleotides. RefSeq lists its product as hypothetical. Gene Ontology annotation, biological process: biosynthetic process. The record is from RefSeq and is a predicted model, not a curated record. The coding region runs from base 1 to 1179 and encodes 392 amino acids. The transcript has 11 exons. Lineage: Eukaryota; Viridiplantae; Chlorophyta; Trebouxiophyceae; Chlorellales; Chlorellaceae. Gene Ontology annotation, molecular function: L-kynurenine:2-oxoglutarate transaminase activity; pyridoxal phosphate binding. Gene Ontology annotation, cellular component: cytoplasm.
AUGGCGGCGGCGGCCGCGGGCGGCGACGGCCCCUCCGCAGCUCGCCGCUUCAACUCCACCUUCUCCUCGCUGCCAACCACUAUCUUCGAGCAGAUGAGCCUGCUGGCGGCCAAGCACCAGUCCACCAACCUGGGGCAGGGCUUCCCCGAUAAUGAGCUGGAAGGGCCGGAGUCGAUGAAGAAAGUGAUGAUCUCCCUGUACGAACACUCCAACCAGUACCCGCCGCUCAUGGGCCUGCCCGAGCUGCGGCAGGCAGUGGCGGCGCACAGCGCGCGCCACGCGGGCAUCCCGGUUGACUGGCAGGCGGAGACGCUGGUGACAGUGGGCGCCACCGAGGCGCUGGCGGCGGCCUUCCUGGGGUUGCUGGAUGCUGGGGAUGAGGUGAUCUUCUUCGAGCCCCUGUACGAUUCUUAUGUGCCCAUGGCGCGACGGGCGGGAGCAAUACCGCGGAUCGUGCAGCUGUAUCCGCCCGCCUGGAGCAUAGAUGCAGCGGAGCUGGAGGCAGCGUUCAGUCCCCAGACCAAGCUGCUAGUGCUCAACACUCCGCACAACCCUACCGGCAAGGUGUUUGGGGCAGAGGAGCUGCAGCUGAUUGCCGACCUGUGCCAGAAGCACGACUGCCUGUGCCUGCUGGAUGAGGUGUAUGAGCACUUGGUGUUCCCCGGCACCCGCCAUACCAGCCUGCAGAGCCUGCCAGGCAUGCGGGAACGCUGCUUGCGGGUGGGAUGGCUGUCAGGCCCGCACGAUUUACUGGCAGCAGUGACCAAAGCGCACCAGUUCCUGAUCUUCACCGUGCCAUCAGCACUACAGCGGGCGGUGGCAUAUGGGCUGGAACAGGAGGAAGCUUUCUGUUGCGGGCUGGGGGCGGCACUGAGCAAGAAGCGGCAGCUGCUGGAGGGCCAGCUGGCAGAAAUUGGGUUCGCAGUGCUGCCCGCCCAGGGGACGUACUUCCUGGUGGCAGACUUUGCGGGGCUGCUGCCGGCCGGUAGCAGCGAGGACGAUGUGCAGUUCUGCCACCGGCUCACGGUUGAGGCAGGGGUCACCCUCAUCCCUGUCAGCGCCUUCUACGCCGACAGGGCCGCCACGCCGCGCACCCUGGUCCGCUUUGUGUUUUGCAAGACUGACGAGAAGCUCAACACGGCCUGCGGCAAGCUGCGCACCUACUUCGGCCGGCAAUAGCAGCUGGGGGCAGCUGCGUGUGUGUGUGUGUGUUUUACAGGGAUUGGGCACAUUAAUGUGCUGGGGCC